Xenopus laevis (African clawed frog) is the source of this 4605-nucleotide messenger RNA. RefSeq names its product nuclear factor, erythroid 2 like 1 L homeolog (gene nfe2l1.L). Lineage: Eukaryota; Metazoa; Chordata; Amphibia; Anura; Pipidae. The record is from RefSeq and is a predicted model, not a curated record. The coding region runs from base 676 to 2838 and encodes 720 amino acids. Gene Ontology annotation, biological process: regulation of DNA-templated transcription; regulation of transcription by RNA polymerase II. Gene Ontology annotation, molecular function: RNA polymerase II cis-regulatory region sequence-specific DNA binding; DNA-binding transcription factor activity, RNA polymerase II-specific; sequence-specific DNA binding. Gene Ontology annotation, cellular component: endoplasmic reticulum membrane; nucleus. The transcript has 6 exons.
CUGGUGACACAAGUUGUUGCCGCACAAACACACGUUGUGAAAUGACAGACUUGAAUAGCAAUCGCUUCCGUGACAUCACAGACACAUGUCGCCUCCAUUGCGCAACGUCUUUUGUUGUGGAGCCGCGGUCACGUCACGUCACGCACGGAACCUUCUAGAACGCGUGACGCAACGGCGCAAUAUUUUUUGCAAGUCACUGCGAGGCCCAAACCGGGGGAUUUUACUACUUCUCUGUCCACCCAGUGAGGUUUAUAUGCGGGAUGCACAAGAGAUACCGCAGGAAGUAGACUGACGACUCAAGUCGGACUCUAGUCUUUGCUUCCUGGCGGCAGCGGGUGAUGUAACUGCUGGUAACUCAACAUGCUGCCGUGCGAUUGGCUGACGGCUUGACAGAGACACCAUGGUGACGUAGAUUUCGCUACUCGUCCUAUUGGCUGCCCGAGUUAUUGUCCGUUCGCGAUUGGCUGCCAUUGAUGGGCUCAGGACGUCCUUCCUUUCUAUUGGCUGCUGGUGCUGACUUUUCAGUGUUGCCGGGUGAUGCGGAAGUGAGAGUCUGGAGCUGGGAGACCCACGGGCGGUACUGACACGAGGAGAGCGUAAGACAAGCGGGUGUGUGUGAGGGGGGUAAAGACUGUGUGUGUUUUGGGGGUCCCUGCUUCUUCGGGGCUCCCAGACAUGCUGUCUCUGAAGAAGUAUCUCACUGAGGGUCUGAUUCAGUUCACCAUUCUGCUAAGCCUGAUGGGUGUACGUUUGGACCUGGAUUCUUACCUACCUUCUCAUCUGCCCCCUUUGCACGAGAUUAUCCUAGGACCUACCUCCGCCUACACCCAGACCCAGUUCCACAGCCUGAGAGGCACUUCAGACGGCUAUGGGGUACAUCCCAAAAGUGUCGAUCUGGACCAGUUCUUCACAUCCAGGAGACUGCUGGGCUGUGUGCGAGCCCUCGACCGCCUGACCGUGCCCAGCACAGAGGUAGACGCGUGGCUAGUGCACAGGGAAACUGAGGGAUCCGUAUCAAGUGCACAGACUGGCUCUAGCCGUCCCUCAGACAGCCCACCGGAUCUAAACAGCUCUGGAUCAGAACCAAAUCGUGACGGGCAAGGGCUGGAAGAACUGGGGGCAACUGCUCAGCCUGGAAGUUCAGAUUUGAGCAAGGAGGAUAUUGACCUGAUUGAUAUUUUGUGGCGCCAGGAUAUUGACUUGGGUGUUGGGCGUGAAGAUUUUGAGAAUCGACAGCAGCAGAAUGAAAACGAGGACGUGUGGGAACCCCUAAGAGAUGGCGCAGAGCCCCUGGAGCCUGCUCUGCAGGUGGAUGGAGAGACCGGGGAGAGUAUCCGUCGGGAUCAGACUGCUCUCUCCUUGGAGGAAUGUCUGAGUCUCCUGGAUGUUACUUUUCCUUUUGGUGACUCUCCUGAGUUUCCUGCGUCUAACACCUCUGGUCUCCCUGAUGCUGAGCCACGCCCUGAGGUGUCUGAUAGAACAGACCUCCUAUUGUCCCCUUUAAUACCAGAUAUGAGGGCCUCUUUGGAUCUGGAAGAGCAGUGGCAGGACCUAAUGUCUCUCAUGGAUAUGCAGGCAAUGGAAGUGAAUAGCUCCGCUGAGGAUCCCUUGUAUCUGAGUUUGGAUCCACCACUUCAACUGGAUGUGAAUCUGGAUCAGGCUUCCCUCCCAGGCUGCUCUCACAAUACGUCUUCCCUUUUCACUCCCACCCUAGAGCCUUUCUCAGCUUCUGAGUCCCCUGUGCCACAACUCUCUUCCCACAAUUCCACUGACCUAAACUCAACAUUUGGCUUUACUAAUCUGACUGGACUCCUAUUCCAGUCACAGCUGAACAAUACAGGAAACAUCACAUCCCCUACCACCAUGCCGGACCCUCUUUGUGGACUUCUGGAUGAAGCUCUGCUGGAUGAAAUCAGCUUGAUGGAACUAGCCCUUGAAGAAGGCUUCAGUCAGGUUCAGACUUCACAGCUCCAGGAAGAACUGGAUUCAGAUUCUGGUCUGUCCUUGGAUUCGCAUCACAGCCCUUUGUCUCCCAGUGGAUCUGAAUCGUCCUCUUCUUCCUCUUGCUCAUCAUCUUCUUCAUCAUCUUCAUUCUCUGAAGAGGGAGCAGUGGGGUACAGCUCUGAUUCUGAAAUGAUUGAGCUAGAGGAGUCUGAAGAAGCCAAUGAUUAUCAACCGCAAUACAGUAAGUUCUGCAGGAUGAGUUCCCAGGAUCCCAGUCGAUUCCGACACCUGCCUUUCCUGGAGCAUGUUGGGCACAAUCACACAUACAACAUGGCUCCCGAGGAGCCAGAGGAAAUGCAGCCAAUCAUGGAGAGGAAUAGCCGGAGACAGGCAGGUUUUCUAGACAGACAGGCGGGUCGUGAUGAACAAAGGGCCAGGGCUAUGAAGAUUCCAUUCAGUAAUGACAAGAUCAUUAACCUGCCUGUGGAGGAGUUUAACGACUUGCUUGCCAAGUACCAGUUAAGUGAAGCGCAGCUCUGUUUGAUAAGGGACAUCCGCAGGAGAGGCAAGAACAAAAUGGCAGCCCAAAACUGUCGCAAGAGAAAGUUGGAUACGAUUCUGAACCUGGAGCAAGAAGUGAAACACCUCAAUCGGGAACGGAGCUCACAGCUUCGGGAGAAAGGAGAAAACCUGAGAUCCCUGCAGAGAAUGAAACAGGAAGUAGAGCAUCUGUAUCAGGAAGUGUUUAGCCAAUUGAGAGACCAGAAUGGCCGUCCAUAUUCUCCCCAGCAAUAUGCCUUGCACUACACAAGCAACGGCAGCGUAAUACUCACUCCUCGCAACGCUGGCGGUCAACAGGGCCGCAGGCCUGAGAGGAAGGAUCGGAGGAAGUGAAGGGGGGUCUGUUUUUGACUUCAGGAAAAUUACAGGACAGGGGGUGUGGGCUGUGCUUUCAUUCAGGCCUCUAUCAAACCUUUCACACAAGAUUGACCCCAGUGAGUGACCAAGAAGAGGUCUCCUCAGUCAGUAUAUCAAGGGCUGUGUCCUGGCCCUGCUGUCCAGAAAUGAGAAGGAGGACUUAGGCUAGCCCAGGAAUUGCUAAGCUUAAGAAACCGACAAAGGGAGGGUGAAAAAAAAAAAGUAGUUUUUUUUAUUCUUGAUCCUAUAACUUGUCUGAAAUUUAGUCAGCUGUGUGUCAGGGACUGAAGUGUCAUCUUGCAUGAGAAGGAGCAGGCGGGACCCCCAUAGAGUCACUGAGCAGAGAGCUGGGGUACAGUGGCCCAGAUGGGUCAGUGUUACUGAAUAGAGAUCCAGAGGAGCAGGUGGGCAGUAGGGUUUUGUAUGCUGCCAGUGGAAGAUCAGGUGUAAUUGGUGGUCCUGCAAGUAAUCGUGUUCUCCCGCUACUAGUGCUGAGAGAUCUACCAGCAGAACGCCAGUGGAAGUUGAAUGCAAUCCAGAUGGGAUGUUUUUUUUUAUGAGUUUGGAGUGCACGGAUCCUCCAUAUUUGUCCAAAGCAAGUUAAAAGGGUAAUCUACAUCCUCGUAAAAGUUUCCAACACUCUCUCCAGUGUUUCAUUGUCCUUCGACUGUCGUAGCCCACCGACAACGCCUUCACCACGUGUUGCUCAAGGCCUUGUUCCCUGGGCGGCGUCUUCACGAGAUCCCGUGUAGUAGAAAAGAUGCUGUUGUACUAUAAAUCCUAUUCACCAGUAGCAGGAAGUGUAUUUACUGAACAGGCGCGGAAUGAAAUCCGUUUUCACAUUUUAUAGAAGAAAAUCUGUUAAGAGUUUGGAGCCGCGCAUCUCCGUGUCAGUCCUUGGGAUAUUCCAGUAUCGGCCGAGAUUUAAAGGCUACGCUUUGCCUCGGUGUUAGAAGAAUUCACUUAGGAUCUACAGCUGCCGCAAAACCAGAACUGCUUUCUGGCUAAAGAAGCUUUAAGAUUAAGGAGGUUGUUUGGUAAUUUGUGUUGGAAUUUGUCUCUGCCCCCCCCCUUCAGUUGAAUUAUCAUUUAAGUGACUUAUAUUGAGGCUAAAGUCCCUAUGGAUUACCUGGCUUGUGUGCUGAACUUAACGUUUAAAGGGGAAGUAUACCCCUCUUUCUCUACUGUGUUAGGGUUUUAUUUUUAUCUCUUGUACAGAGAGCGAGAGAUUGAAACUACUUUUACUUUCCAACUUCCUGGUUAAGGCGGUGCCAGCCAUAAAACAAAUUACCUGUCCAUAGGUAAUCCCCUUGCUUCCCCUUAUCUCAAAAGUUGGCAAAGGCCUCUGCCUGGGGAAGGAAGGAGUUCCUUUAAACCGAGUUAUCUCCAUUUAAACAUUACAGGGAGCAAAUGCCGUCUGUUGUUAUAGCAACCCAUAUAUAUAUAAAUUUACUAGAUAGAAAUAUUCCCAAAGAUACAGUGAAAGUGUUACUGGAUCAGUCUGCAGUUUCACAUUUACCUGAGCACCCAUUGUUCCUACGAGGCCCAAGUACUGACAUGGAGAAUGACGGGUUUUUGCUGUUUUAUUUUUAUUCUUUGAGUGAUAAGACAUAUGCACGUUCCAUAACUGUCAUCCCGGAAAUUGUUCAGCAUUGUAUAAGAUUUGAUCUUUGCUCAAAAAAAAAAACCCAAAAAACUUUUUUUUUUUUUUUUUUUUGAGGAAUAAACAGAUUUUAAAAUAUU